CCCACCUUUAGCGUUGGAGCUAGAGCUUCGGAAGCAACAUUUCUCCCUUGUCCGUUGUGUCCCGCGAAAAAAGUGUAGGUACAGCCCGCAUUUGCAUCUGAAUACUGAAGCUCUUACCAGGCCCACCAUAAGACAGCGGACAUACAAGACCAGCUCAAGCUUCGCGAAGAGGCAAACCACAACAGAGAAAAGCUAUAAUCAAACCGGUAUAUUCAUCUAGUGGUAAAGAUGUCGUCUUUCAGUCCCACCCAAAUCUUCGAAGAGGGCACCACCGAAGAGAAGGGAGAGAAUGCCCGUCUCGCCGCCUUCGUAGGCGCUAUUGCCGUUGGCGACCUCGUGAAGAGCACCCUAGGACCAAAGGGAAUGGACAAGAUAUUACAAUCAGCAUCCACCUCCGAAAUCAUGGUCACCAACGACGGCGCUACCAUCCUCAAGUCGAUCGCCCUCGAUAACGCAGCAGCAAAGGUACUCGUCAAUAUAUCAAAGGUCCAAGACGACGAAGUCGGCGAUGGUACGACGUCGGUUGCCGUGUUAGCAGCGGAACUCUUGCGGGAGGCUGAGAAGCUCGUCGACAAGAAGAUACAUCCCCAGACAAUCAUCGAGGGUUACCGGAUAGCGAGUCAAGCCGCCCUUCAAGCGUUAGAAGGCUCGGCGGUGGACCACAGCAAGAAUCCCGAAGCCUUCAAAAAGGACCUACUCGCUAUCGCACGCACGACCCUAAGCUCCAAGGUACUCGCCCAAGAUAGGGACCUCUUCUCCAAGCUAGCCGUCGAGGCGGUAUUGCGACUGAAGGGUUCCUCGGAUCUGAGCCAUAUCCAAAUCAUCAAGAAAGCCGGUGGGAAAUUGAGCGACUCCUACUUAGAUGAAGGCUUCAUUCUCGAUAAGAAGAUAGGGGUAAACCAACCUAAGCGGCUAGAGAAGGCUAAGAUCUUGGUUGCCAACACAUCGAUGGACACAGACAAGGUCAAGAUCUUCGGUGCGCGCAUGAAGGUCAGCUCGACUGGCAAGCUGGCCGAGCUCGAGAAGGCCGAGAAAGAUAAGAUGAAGGCCAAGGUAGAUAGGAUCAAGGCUCACGGCAUCAAUUGCUUUAUCAACCGACAGCUGAUAUAUAACUGGCCGGAGCAACUGUUCACCGACGCCGGAAUCAUGUCCAUCGAGCAUGCUGACUUCGACGGGAUCGAACGCCUGGCUCUUGUAACCGGCGGUGAGAUCACCUCCACAUUCGACCACCCGGAACAAGUAAAAUUGGGUCACUGCGACCUGAUCGAGGAGGUCAUCAUUGGCGAAGACACACUCAUCAAGUUCUCUGGAGUCGCCGCCGGUCAGGCUUGCACUAUCGUCCUCCGAGGUGCCACUGAACAGUUACUGGAUGAAGCGGAGCGUUCGUUGCAUGACGCUUUAGCCGUCCUCUCCCAAACGGUCAAAGAGCCAAGGACAACCCUCGGCGGCGGUUGCGCUGAGAUGCUCAUGGCCAAAGCCGUAGAAGGCGCUGCAACUCGAGUAGAGGGCAAGAAGCAAAUGGCCGUGUCGUCUUUUGCGAUAGCUUUGCGGCAGCUCCCCACAAUCCUGGCUGACAACGCUGGAUUAGACUCGAGCGAACUUGUAGCGAGAUUACGAAAGGCUAUCUAUGACGGCCUAUCGACAUAUGGUCUAGAUCUGAUGACUCCCGGCGGGGGCAUAGCGGACAUGCGAGACUUGGGGGUCAUCGAGAGCUACAAGCUAAAGAAAGCGGUUGUCUCAUCAGCCAGCGAAGCUGCGGAGCUACUCCUGAGAGUUGAUGACAUAAUCCGUGCGGCACCACGGAGGAGAGAAAGGCACUGAAUGGAAUUUCACCGCGAAAAAAAAGGAUGUAAAACGUACAUAGACUAGGCCUUAGACUAUGCGAAUACCCGUCAUAAUGAGGAGAUCAGGCAUGAAGUUUCAGGCCGACAGCCUAGCAAUGAAAAGCAAACCUUCAUUCGAAAAUAGGAACCGCAAGUUACUUGAUAGUUGUAGGUCAUCAGUCCAAAAUCGAACAGCCAUAGUCAAGGUAGGCAUCUUCGCGAUCGUUCAUUCACCUAAUUCAAACCAUGCCAUGUCUAAUGUUUAAAUGAAUGAGUCUAGAUAUCUCACUAGGAAC
This is a messenger RNA of Annulohypoxylon truncatum, 2119 nucleotides long. Its product is annotated as chaperonin Cpn60/TCP-1 family. Lineage: Eukaryota; Fungi; Ascomycota; Sordariomycetes; Xylariales; Hypoxylaceae. Gene Ontology annotation, molecular function: ATP-dependent protein folding chaperone; ATP hydrolysis activity; ATP binding. Bases 229 to 1821 code for a protein of 530 amino acids. Gene Ontology annotation, cellular component: cytosol; chaperonin-containing T-complex. Gene Ontology annotation, biological process: protein folding. The record is from RefSeq and is a predicted model, not a curated record. The transcript has 4 exons.